UCUUAAAUGAUUCUAUUUUCUUUUUGGUUUUCCUGGUUUUAAUUUCUGUGUUUGAAUUUAUUCAUGAUUAGAUAGAUAUGGUUGAGAAUGUAGUUGUGUAUAAAUGGAACGAUGAAUACAGUUGGAGUAGUUAAUGCAUUUAAUAUCAUCUCUGUUAGAAUAUUUUCUCUGAGAAUAGAGUUUGUGUAAAUGUUGUUUGUGUUGUGUAUGAUGAGACAAAGUUAAUUAAAACAGAAAUUAGGUUCUAUUAAAUGCAAACUGAACUUACAAUUAAAGGGAAAUAAAAUGAUGAUGAGAUUGGUGCCAUCUAGACUGAAUUUAUGUUGAUGGAAAGUGUUUCAGUCACUUGAAUUAGUAAACCAAACACAUAAUUAACUUUGUGUUUGCCUUGAGUGUUUACCUAUAUAAUAACUUUGUGAAAACUUAUCAAACGACCUAAACUGAACUAAAACACAUAAUGGCUUCCAACUUGAACUUUUCCCCUUCUCAGUCUUUUACCAAUCUCUUGUUUAGCCAAGAAGAUAACCCAACCCCUCUGAGUCCUUCACAGCCUACUUUUUCUGAAUCCCAAACACCCACAACCUUAGCUAGGGAACCUAGAGUGAGAUGGAGUGUUCCUGAAGAGAAUGCACUUGCAAGUGCCUAGCUCAACAUAUCCAAAGACUCUGUUGUGGGGAAUGAGCAGAGAUCAGCUGCCUUUUGGGAGAGGGUUGCAGCAUAUAAUGUUGCAUGUCAUGCUGUCUCUAAGCUCACCAUCCGAGAGGCUAAUACUUGUAAGCAGAAAUGGCAAAAAAAUGAAUGAGCUUGUCAUGAAGUUUGCAGGCUGUUAUGAGUUUGCCUCUCAGACUCCUCGCAGUGGAGAGACUGAAGAUGACAUUCUUGUGCUGGCCUACAAGCUUUACCAUCAGGAUCAAAAAACCAAAUUCAGUCUUGAGCAUGUUUGGAGAAUCCUCAAGACUGAUCAGAAGUGGUGCAAUUGGUGUGAGACCAAACUUCCUGCCAAGAAGAAAGCUAAACUUUCAUCUGUAGAAGAAGAGAGUCUUCAAAGGCCUAUAGGUGUGAAGGCAGCCAAGGCUUUAGCCAAGUCUAAAGGUAAGGGAAAGAGUGAAGGAGGAGCUGACGCUGGUUCUGCUGCUGAACUUCAGCUUUUGUGGGAAGUGAAAGAGAAGGAUUUGGCUUUCAAAGAGAGACUCUCCAAGCAAAAGCUACUUGACAGCCUUCUUGGAAGGUCUGAUGGAUUGAGUGAGAUGGAAAUUGAACUUAAGAACACUCUUAUCAAAGAGUAUCUUUCUGGAAGCAAUGUGUUUGUUUCUGAGAAUGAAUAUUCUGGUCUUUAGGACCUCCUCUUGGAAGCUAGUGAUGUCGGCAAGGAAUGGAUUGAGUGGUUCUGUUGCUUUAAUGUCAUCUUCUGUGACUUUUUUUUAUUCGGAUGUAACUUGUGUUUUGUAUGGUCAGAAGCUACUUGUGUUUUGUUUGGUAGCAGCAUGUAUGGUUGGCAAUGUAUUGUUAUUUUCUAUGGUCAGAGCUAGUUGUGUUUUGUAUUGUUAUUUUCUAUGGUCAUAAGCUACUUGUUUUUAGUGUAUGUGUAUUAUUGUGUU
Arabidopsis lyrata subsp. lyrata is the source of this 1598-nucleotide messenger RNA. Its product is annotated as glutathione S-transferase T2. The coding region runs from base 627 to 1337 and encodes 236 amino acids. The transcript is spliced from 2 exons. The record is from RefSeq and is a predicted model, not a curated record. NCBI's taxonomy places the organism in Eukaryota, Viridiplantae, Streptophyta, Magnoliopsida, Brassicales, Brassicaceae.